GUUACGUUGACUGGAACCCGAGCUUUAAGGUUGGCAUCAGCUACGAAAUCCUCGUUCGCAAGUGCGCUCUUGCGUAUAUUUCAUUGACACUGACCCGGCAACUAGCACUAGCUGUACAGGAUGUUGCCCCUCGGCCUCUUGAACGCGGCGCAAGGCCAUCCUAUGCUGGUGGAACUCAAGAAUGGAGAGACGCUCAACGGGCAUCUGAUACAAUGCGACACAUGGAUGAAUUUGACAUUAAAGGAGGUCGUUCAAUCGAAUCCGGAAGCGGAUAAGUUCGUCCGUCUGCCCGAAGUCUACGUCAAAGGCAACAACAUCAAAUAUCUAAGAGUGCCCGACGAUAUCAUCGACCAAGUGAAAGACCAGCAACAUGGACAGCAAGGCAACUUCAGAGGCGGACGCGGUGGCCAGCGUGGAGACCACAGUGGACGGGGAGACAGAGGUGGUCGUGGACGUGGCCAGGGCAGGGGAAGAGGCCGAGGCCGCGGUGCAUGAGUAGAGAAUGAAGAUGGGGUUGUGGACUUUCGAACGACAUAUUCGGCAUGAGGCAUCACUGAGAUAAAGAGAAGAUACCCAAGGAUAUCCAGCUUGGCUAGGACUUGGAGGUGUGUUGGAGUCCCAAACACAGACCCGGGACACCAGACCGGGAGAGGUUUGGUCCUUGCAGUCGGCAGCUGUGGCAACAGCUCCCACAGGAGGAGAAGCCAGCGAAGAAGGGGAUAGCCUACAUAAAUAAUCUGACUCUACGAAUUUCCGCAC
Molecule: messenger RNA, 759 nt
Organism: Pseudomassariella vexata
Lineage: Eukaryota; Fungi; Ascomycota; Sordariomycetes; Amphisphaeriales; Pseudomassariaceae
Exons: 5
Coding region: 121-495 (124 amino acids)
Biological process (GO): spliceosomal snRNP assembly; nuclear-transcribed mRNA catabolic process; P-body assembly
Cellular component (GO): U6 snRNP; spliceosomal tri-snRNP complex; P-body
Molecular function (GO): U6 snRNA binding
Source: RefSeq, a predicted model, not a curated record